CGGUAGUUUUUUCAGCAGUGGGCGGGAGCUAAUAAGAGAAAGUGAAACCCAGCAGCAGGAACAUGAGGGAAGGAUGAUGAAGCUAAAAUGAUCGAGGUUUAAGAGAAAAGAAAAGUCCCAACAUUUAAGAUUCAGCCAUAUUCUGAUAGCGUGGCAUCUGGACAAAUCAUCCCGGCAGGAAUUCAACACUCACAUCCUUCAUUGCUCCUCAUGUUUGGGAUGUGACCAAGUUCAAUACAAGCUGUCAGCCUGUCACACGGUUAGCUUUAAAAAAAAAACAAAUCUGUGGUUGAAGGACAUUUCCUCUACAAUGGUCCUAGUUAGGAUAUUAUUGCUGUCUCUAUUCCACAUGUCUCUGGCUGGGUCUCAGCCUACCCAGCGUUCACAACAGGCAUCAAGCCCUCCUCACCCUGCAGGAGAACAGUCUACUUUGGGUACUGGUAAUCUGUCUUUCCCUUGGAGCCGUCUUCGUCUGCCAAGGUACAUCAUUCCUCUUCACUACCAUCUCCUCCUGCACCCCAACCUCACAAGUCUCAGUUUCACUGGCUCAGUACAGAUCCAGAUUGAUGUCCAGAACAAUACAAACUGGGUUGUAUUACACAGCAAGGGUCUGCAGAUCUCCAAGGCCACCAUAGUGGACCAGAACCUUGCUCAUCUGUCUGACCAGGUUCUCCCAGUUCUUCAUAACCCUUCCCAUGAUCAGAUUGGCAUUUUCUCUCCCAGGGUGCUCAGCAGUGGGCAAAAGUACUUUCUGUAUAUUGAGUUUGGGGCAGAACUUGCCGACGGUUUCUAUGGCUUCUAUAGGAGCAACUACAGAACCAGCACCGGAGAGACCAGAACCUUAGCUUCAACUCACUUUGAGCCCACGAGUGCUCGGAUGGCAUUCCCUUGUUUUGAUGAGCCGAGCUUCAAAGCCAACUUCUCCGUACGGAUCAGGAGGAGUCCAGAGUACAUUUCCCUUUCCAAUAUGCCUGUAGUCAAGACAGUUGAAAUAAACGAUGGCCUGCUUGAAGACCAGUUUGAUGCAAGUGUAAAGAUGAGCACAUACCUCGUAGCUUUUGUCAUCUGUGACUUUAAAUCUGUCACUGCAACAACCUCUUCUGGGGUGCAGGUGUCCAUCUAUGCCGCCCCUGAGAAAUGGCUGCAAACCAGCUACGCCCUGGAGGUUGCUGUCAAAAUGCUAGACUUUUACGAGGAGUAUUUCAACAUUCGCUAUCCUCUACCCAAACAAGAUCUGAUAGCUAUCCCAGACUUCCAGUCUGGUGCAAUGGAGAACUGGGGUCUGACCACCUACAGAGAGACUAGCCUUCUCUUUGAUCCCCUCACAUCCUCCAUUUCUGAUAAACUCUGGGUCACUAUGGUGAUCGGCCAUGAGCUCGCCCAUCAGUGGUUUGGUAACUUGGUGACCAUGGAGUGGUGGAACGAUAUUUGGCUGAAUGAAGGAUUUGCCAGAUACAUGGAGUACAUUUCAGUCGAGGCCACCUACCCCGACCUCAAAGUGGAGGAAUAUCUUCUGCACACUUGUUUUUCAGCAGUUGGUCAUGAUUCGUUGAACUCUUCCCGGCCAAUAUCCAGCCCAGCAGAGAACCCCACUCAGAUCAAACAGAUGUUUGACACAGUCUCCUAUGACAAAGGAGCAUGUGUCCUGCACAUGCUGCGACACUUUCUGACAGAUGAUGUCUUCCAGCGGGGGAUAGUACGAUACCUCCGCAAAUACAGCUACAGAAAUGCACACAACCAGGACCUGUGGGACAGCCUAGCCAAUACAUGCUCCGAGGAGGACUUCAUCUCAGGAAAACAUUGUUACAGCAAAAGCCAGGCCUCCAAGAAUGCAUACCUGUUUGCAGGGGAACACUUGGACCUGACAGCCAUGAUGAACACUUGGACUCUGCAGAAAGGUAUUCCUCUGGUAACUGUAACUAGGAAGGGGCCUCGUCUGCUGCUUAGACAGGACCGCUUUCUGAGGACAGUGCUGCCUUCUGACACUCUCUGGUCCACAUUGCAACAGGGAUUCCUGUGGCAUAUCCCUCUGACAUUCAAGACAGAUGCUUCCAACACCAUCCACAGACACCUGAUGACAACACACACAGACAGUAUACAUAUAGGAGAGGAAGUCAGCUGGGUGAAAGUAAACACUGACAUGACAGGCUAUUAUGUGGUUCAUUACGAGAACGGUGGUUGGGACGAGAUGGCAAAACUAUUGAGGGAAAACCACACUGCUCUGAGCUACAAAGACAGGACUCACUUGAUACACAACGUCUUUCAAUUGGUCACGGCAGGUCAUCUGCCGCUCAAUAAAGGCUUAGACCUGAUUGGUUACCUGCAAUCGGAGACACACAAUGUGCCUCUCCUCGAAGGACUGGGCUAUCUAGAGGCCUUCUACCGGAUGAUUGAGAAAAGGAAUGAGUUUGAUGUAACAAGCAGCCUUGGGAUGUACAUCCUGCGAUUUUUCCGUGCGGUCAUUGACCAGCAGACAUGGAGCGACAAGGGCUCUGUGUCCGAGCGACGGCUGAGGUCAGAGGUCCUGUCACUGGCUUGCCACCUGAAUGACCCUCCCUGUCUGGAAAAGGCACAUCAGAGCUUCAAAGACUGGCUUCAGUCCAACGGUACACUCAACUUGCCAACUGACGUGGCAAAGACAGUGUUUGCAGUUGGAGCUCAGGAUGACCACGGCUGGGCUUCACUCUUACAUACAUACAACAUCUCCCUCUCUGCAGCACAAAAAAGCAAAAUUCUGUUUGCCUUGACCUGCAGCAGAGACACAAACAAACUACACAGACUGCUGGAGUUGGGUCUUGAAGGUAAGGUGAUUCGAUCCCAGGACCUGUCCACUCUCAUUCUGAUGGUGGCCAGAAACCCACGAGGACAUCACCUCGCCUGGAACUUUGUCAAAAAGAACUGGGACACGCUAGUUCAAAAGUUCCAGUUGGGCUCAUUUUGUAUUAGAAACAUCAUCAUUGGCACCACAGGCCAGUUUUCAUCUCCAGAGGAGCUCACUGAAGUGCAGUUGUUCUUUGAGUCCAUCAAAGAGCAGGCAUCUCAGCUGAGAGCUACUCAGGUUGCCCUGGACAACGUGCAGAAAAAUGUUCGCUGGUUUGAGAGAAACCUAGAGAAUCUGAGAAACUGGCUGAACAAGCAAAUGAAGUGAAAGACAGCAGAAAGAGAGGUGGUGGUUGACAGAUGCCACAAGGAAAUAUUUGAAAUUUUGAAUUUGUGUUUUUAUUUGCUAAUUGUAAUGUUCUCAUUAUCACUGACGUGUUGAAAGUUUUGUAUAUUAAAUAGUGUUUUGUAAAUUU
Sander lucioperca (pikeperch) is the source of this 3296-nucleotide messenger RNA. It is a transcript of the gene erap2, whose product is annotated as endoplasmic reticulum aminopeptidase 2. Gene Ontology annotation, cellular component: cytoplasm. NCBI's taxonomy places the organism in Eukaryota, Metazoa, Chordata, Actinopteri, Perciformes, Percidae. The transcript is spliced from 21 exons. Gene Ontology annotation, biological process: proteolysis; peptide catabolic process. The coding region runs from base 311 to 3148 and encodes 945 amino acids. Gene Ontology annotation, molecular function: metalloaminopeptidase activity; zinc ion binding; peptide binding. The record is from RefSeq and is a predicted model, not a curated record.